Mangifera indica (mango) is the source of this 1428-nucleotide messenger RNA. RefSeq lists its product as uncharacterized. Lineage: Eukaryota; Viridiplantae; Streptophyta; Magnoliopsida; Sapindales; Anacardiaceae. The coding region runs from base 272 to 1372 and encodes 366 amino acids. The record is from RefSeq and is a predicted model, not a curated record. The transcript is spliced from 3 exons.
GAGUUAAAUCAUCAAGUCCAAUCCAGGCAAUAGUUGGAGCUAGAGAAUAGGUCCAAUUGAGAAGAGCUUCCCACUCUCUGAAAGCCCUAAAUACUCAAUCUACCGCCGUUGGUGUUUCUGUUCUUCAGUCCCAAACUGACAGAUAUGCUUUGUCUAUAAUAUUUAUUACACCGCAACUGCACCAUCUCAUAUUUUUUUUCUGUUCUAGCCGCUCGAACAGCCAAUUUGCACCCUGCAUAUUCAUUUUCAAUUUCCAUAAUCCACUGCUCUAAUGAACACCACAAAACCUAAGGAAGUUAAGCAACUGGGGCAAUUCCUUCAAGAGCAACAAGAACCUUUCAUAUUGGAGAUUUACCUAUCAGAAAAGGGGUAUCAGAAGAAGUUGAAUUCAGAAAGCAUUACCAGCUUUAACCAGGAUAAUUCAAGCAAGUCUUUGAAGGAUAUUCUGCAGUUUUCCAAGUUAUUGGGAGCUGCAUAUAAAAAGUUUAUAUCUAUUAACGAUGGCCGCAGAAUAAAGAACAAUGAUGACAGAAAUGGCAAAAUUAGCGCAACUGAGAUGGCCAGGAAUAGCCAAGAAGUUGCAGAACCAGAUGGCUUUUCCACCGCUAGUAGCACAAUGGUCUUCAAUUUGACUCCGGACAGCGAGAUAGAAGAAACAUCAACUCCAGUGAUAAAAAAUGACGCAUCAUUCAUUGAAAAAAGUUCUCAGUCUUUCAAGCUCUGGAGUCCAGGUGAUAAAGAGGUUGCUGCAGAAGGAAAGCUUCAAUGGAGAUGCGUAAAAGACGGUAAACAGAUAAGCCCUGUAUAUUCUCAUACAAGUUGUUCAACGGAUAAAACACCAAGACUGAAUUCAAGCAACGCUCAAGAAGAGAAUCCAUCAGGAAGUUGCGUCACACUCAGUAAGAAAAUAACAGAGGACUCCGUACUGUCAGCUUCUUUCUGGAGAAUACUUUUUCACUCAGCUAUUGAGAAGCCAAGUUGUGCAGGUGCAACAGAAACACAAGAACUUGGCCACUCUAAACCCACCACACGCAAAUCAAAAGAGAUCGUACAGCAAACAAAGCAGCUUCUAUUCGAUUGCGUAACAGAAGUUUUAGAGAGCAAUGGAAAAGAGACAAGACAGCAAAAAAAGAAAGAAGUAUUAGGGUCUGAAUUAUUUGGAAAUCUCAUCUGUGAGAAAAUUAAAGCAUGGGAAAAACAAUCAGUAGAUGGAUUCAACAUAACACAACUAUUGAAUGUAGAUUUUCAGGAUUCAAUACAAGAAUGGAAUGAAUAUGAAGCACAGGUAAUGCAAAUUGCGUUGAAGACUGGAGAUGCUAUACUAGAAGAGAUCAAAGAUCAAAUUGUUAGAGACAUGGUUCAUUUUUCAUAAAUUUGAACUUGCCCAUUGCCUCCCCAUUUUCAGUUAUUUAAAUGCUCUUUCAGUCA